AUGAACUCAAAAGCAAGAGCAAAACAAGAAAAGGAAAGCAACCACAAUAUCCCUCCAGCUUGUCAUAGGUGGGAAAGGAAAACAAAUGAUACCUCCUGGGGGACACCAUCAAAAGGCAAAGAAUUGAAAAUGAAAUCGUGGUCAUCUUAUAUAGUGGAAUCUUCUAAACUUCACGAAGGAAUAGUAAAUAAAUUUAGAAGAAAAAUUUACGCAACAUUGAAACUGAAAGGAAAACAAAUGUAUGAACCCAACAUCCUUAAAGUAUCUGAAGUUAAAGCCAAAGCCUUUCAUUUUCCAAGUGUCGGGAGCAGUUUGCCAGGAGGAAGUCUAUUUGAAGUUAUAAAAAGAUUUGCACCUCAAGCAUCCUUACAUAACCAAAGAAAGAAACGAUCAGCGCAUAAUGAAACUGUUGUGAUCUCCAUAGACUUUUUGAACCAUUUAACCUAUGCUUUGAUAGCCGGUGUUGUUAUUGUUGGAAUUGUCUUCUUUGCCUUGGCAUUAACGAUGUUGAUUCUGCUUUAUAAACAAAGAGAACUCUUUCAGCUCCCUAGUGGCAGACUUAAAAGAGAAAAAUUAAUGAAGAAGUCAUCAGAUUCAAAGAUUGAGCCUUACUUUCAAUAUGUUUCUCUUUCUCAGUGUUUUCAUAAUCCAACACUCCAGGACCCAAGUGAAAAAUCACCAGCACUGACAAGAGCUAUUAAAGCUCCUACCACAGAUGAGUUAUGUUCCGAAACAGAAAGGAUCAUCUGUGACACCUCAAAUUCAGAGACCGGCUCUACUCUAGGAAAAAGAAGCUUGACCAUAAGCUCAGCAUCAUCCUCACAGAUUUCGUGGUAUAGCCAGAGUAUAGAAAUAACUAGUGAUUGGUUUUCAGAUGACUCACGGUCACCCAAUUUUCCAGUGUCCCUUUCAGAAGACACACUCAUGGAGAAAGUGAAACUGUACCUGGCAAGCAUUAAUUUCGAAGAACAUACCGGCAGACCUCCGAGUGCCAGUCAAACCUCGCCGUAGCGUGGUGCGUGCCAAGAGGAAAGCCUUAAUGAAAGAUUUGCACAAACCAAAACAAGGAUUUCAGAGUCAGCCCUUUUGAAAGUUGGACUGACAAAUUUCCUGCUUCUAAAACCUCACCUCCAGCGACAUCUGCCAAAGAUCGACGCCACCAUUACCAGUACCUUGGUGGGCCUGGAUUCAGACCCUGCUCCUCCGAUUCUUGGGCUCAGAUUAGUCACACUGACCAGAGUGGUCACGUCUUCCAUGGGCAUGGGACGGACAACUCCUUUCCAUUUCUCUUGUGAGGGAAGACAGUGAACGGGAAGGAAGCUAAGCUACCCAGUAGCAAAACUGAUCACUCUAAGUAGUCUGCAGCACAGAUUUCACUCGCCAGCAUUUCGGGUCCUUCCGUUUUUAUUUUUGCAGUUUAAUUUCUCAGCAGGAGUGCUUGCGUCAGCCUCUUCUUUUCUCGGAACAUGUGGUAACUUAACCUGUCAAUGACGAGACCCCGAGUCCAGUCGUUCCUUGCCUUUGGCCAACAAGGUUAUAACUGUUGCUGUUUGACCGUCUUGGGCCGAAACAAGAGGUUUUCAAAUGUGGGGUGACGGACGUAGAGGUCUGUAAAGAAAGAGCGUCAUUAUAAUAUACAAUGAGGCAGUA
This is a messenger RNA of Tachyglossus aculeatus (Australian echidna), 1650 nucleotides long. RefSeq names its product chromosome 18 C1orf185 homolog (gene C18H1orf185). The record is from RefSeq and is a predicted model, not a curated record. Lineage: Eukaryota; Metazoa; Chordata; Mammalia; Monotremata; Tachyglossidae.